This is a messenger RNA of Cynocephalus volans (Philippine flying lemur), 1134 nucleotides long. Its product is annotated as zinc finger protein 25-like. The coding region runs from base 1 to 1134 and encodes 377 amino acids. The record is from RefSeq and is a predicted model, not a curated record. Gene Ontology annotation, biological process: regulation of DNA-templated transcription. The transcript has 6 exons. NCBI's taxonomy places the organism in Eukaryota, Metazoa, Chordata, Mammalia, Dermoptera, Cynocephalidae.
AUGAGAAACGUUCCCUUACAGGAGUUGGUGUCAUUUGAGGAUGUGGGUGUGGACUUCACCUGGGAGGAGUGGCAGGACCUGGACAGUGCUCAGAGGACUUUGUACAGGGAUGUAAUGCUGGAGACCUACAGCAGCCUAGUGUCAUUGGGGUACUGCAUUUCCAAACCUGAGGUGAUCUUCCAGCUGGAGCAAGGAGCAGAGCUGUGGUCAGUAGAAGAGCUCUCAAACCAGAGCCUCCCAGGACCGUCAGUUACACUGGGCAGGGAGGCCAGGAAGAGCAGAGUCCAGCAGAUGCUGGCAAUGUUCAGCUGUUUUCACCAGUUUUUCCCUCAGGUUUGGUCUGCAUGCAUCAAGCAUGUGCCUUUUACAGUCUCCAAGGAGGGCUCUCAAUCAGACCUUACUAGACAUAGAUUUCACACAGGAGACGAACCAUAUGAAUGUGAUGAAUGUAGAAAAACCUGCCAGAAGUUGCACCUCACUGUACAUCAGAAAACUCAUGCAGAAGAGAAACCUUAUGAAUGUAAUGAAUGUGGGAAAACCUUCAGCCAGAGGUCAUACCUCAGGAAGUAUCAGAAAACUCACACAGAAGAGAAAUCCUAUGAAUGUAAUGUAUAUGGGAAAACUUUCUGCCAUAAGUUGGCUCUUAUUGUGAAUUACAGAAUUCACACAAGGGGAAACAUGAAUGCAGUGAAUGUAGAAAAACCUUUUGCAAGAAGUCAAACCUUAGGGUGCAUCAAGUCAGCCCUCACUGAACAUCAGAGUUCACAUGGGAAAAACCGUAUGAAUGUAAUGAAUGUGGAAGAACCUUUUGCCAGAAAUCAGCCCUCAACAAGCAUCAGGGUACUCAAACAGGAGAAACCAUAUGAAUGUGAUGAAUGUGGAAAAACCUUUUCACAGAAAGUUUACACAGGAGAGAAACCCUAUGAAGGUAACGGGUGUGGGAAAACCUUCAGCCAGAGGUCACACCUCAGGAAGCAUCAGAAAACUCACAGAGAAGAGAAAUCCUAUAAAUGUAAUGAAUGUGGGAAAACAUUUUGCCUGAAGUCAGCCCUCACUGAACAUCAGAGUUCACACAGGAAAAACUGUAUGAAUGGAAAUAUGAACAUCAAUGAUGAACAUUACUUUGAAGCCUGA